CGGCGGCGGCGGCCAUGGCGGCUCGGCUCGCGCUCCGGGCCGGAGCUCGGAUCCACGCCGUGCGCAGUGCCCGACUCCUCGCGGCGCUGGCCUGGGGGCCGGUGGCCGGAGCUGCGCCUCCCUGUGCGCCCAAGACCUGUGUGUGUUGGGGGGUGCGCGGCGAGGUCCCGGCGCCCCCGCGGAGCAUCGCGAACCCGGCGGCGCUCGCCGCACCCUCCCAAGCGCCGAGGUCUCGGGAGUUGGCCUGCGGGGACCAGAGCCGCCUGCCGGGGUCUCAGGUGGCAGAGAGGAGAGAGGCUUGUCUACGCCCAGUGUUCUGGCUGGUGGACGUCUGGAUGAUUGAUGGUCUGACACGUACCUGGGUGCUGGCUGCUGGGCCUGCGUGCAGGCCACCCGAGGCCUUUCCUGCGAAGCUCAUUCUUUGCUCCUUCUCGGCCGGCGUCAGAUCUGGAGGAAGGGCAGUGACGGUAGGCUCUGAACCACAGGCGAGAAUGACCCCCCCCUCAGGAUCCAGACCACGAUCCGUGGGCCCAGCUCGGUCCUGCGUGACUGGUCCGUGGGACAGACCUGCAGAUGUGGCUCUGAUCCUGGACAGCAGCCGCGCUAUCCUGAGGCCCACCAGCCAAGGAGAGGAAGCUCAGCCAGCGAGAGGACAGUGGUCCCGGCUCCAGCACCAGGGCGCGUGCCCACUGUGUUGUCUGCAAAGUCGGCUGUUGAGGCUCGGUCCUCGGUUCCCAUGGAGCCUGGAGCCAGGAAGCCACCGCCUGGGCCGGCACCCCCUCCAGCGCGCUGGAGGUGACGGGGGCAGCGGAGCUGGGAAGGCAGCCCCCGGAGGAGGCUGGGUUCUGCAUGUGCCAAGUGCCGCCUGGCAGGGGCAGUAGCCGUGGAAGCGGAAGCAGACGGAUCCAGGGACGUGGCAUGUCGUGCGGGGACCGUGCGGGGCCCAGGAGGGCGCCCCUCGGCCGGUUGUUCCUCCAUUGGCCGUGGGGGUGCCCCCUGUCCUCACCGUCUGGAUGACCUCGCCCGCCCGCCCGGAAGUAUCUGGGAUGAGAUUUAAGAGGCAGUGCCAAGAAUGUGGACCUUGCAGGUGACGCUUUGGAACAUGUGUUUUAAGCAAAAUGGAAGGAUUUAAUGCCUUUUUCUUCAACGAGAAGGGUGUCUAGAGAAUAAACGGGUCUUGAAUAAAC
Phacochoerus africanus (Common warthog) is the source of this 1187-nucleotide messenger RNA. RefSeq lists its product as uncharacterized. Bases 15 to 881 code for a protein of 288 amino acids. The transcript is spliced from 6 exons. NCBI's taxonomy places the organism in Eukaryota, Metazoa, Chordata, Mammalia, Artiodactyla, Suidae. The record is from RefSeq and is a predicted model, not a curated record.